AAAACAAAAUUGGGUACAAGUGGGGAAGAGAAUCAGGAGAGUGAAUAUACAAAAUAUUAAAAUAAGAUAUAUUAGAAUAACCUAUUUAAGUGAAAUCUUGUUACGUUUUGGUAUACAAUGGCGAAAUCAGUAUUUGAAGAGGGGGGGAGGGGGGUGAGACUUAGCUUAUUUAGGUUUUAUACUGCCUUGGUUUUUUAUUAUGUUUAAUAAAAGAAAUUUUUAUGUUGAAAUAAUACCCUUUGUUACAUAUGAUAAGAAACGAAACUAAUAUAUAAAGAGAAGUAUGUAAAUAGGAGAAAAUCCAAAUUAACAGCCUUAAAAUGACAAUAUUGUAAUAAAAUAGGCUUGGGAUUCGUAAAGUAUUAAUAAAAAUACCCGAACCCCACUCACGUGUACUGGUUUGUCAAAAAUUGAGGGAAAUUGAGAAAAUAUAUAAAAAUACUCGCCUACUAUAAUUUUAGCCGAUUAUUUAAGCGUGAAGAGUUUGGCAACUCAAGUGCGGAGUAAAAGGAAAUUACAACAUCGACACAGCUUCUUUGAUCUUAUUUUUAGAGAGGAGAGGGAAAGAUAUCUCACUAAAAAUAGAGAUGGCAGCAGUAGAAUCAUAUCCAAUGAAGGGAGGAGAUGGCAGUUUCAGCUAUACCAAGAACUCCACCUUUCAGAAAUCAGCUUCAAGUGCAGUACAAGGGUUAAUUUGCUCCGCAAUCACUGAGAAAUUUGAUGCCAUGAACUUCCUCUUGCCCAUUACUGCCACAACACCAUCAGCAACCGCGACAAUCCGGUUAGCUGACCUUGGCUGUUCAGUAGGUCCGAAUACAUUCACUGCAAUGCAAAAUGUGAUGGACACAAUCGAAACCAAAGCCAAAUCCCUGUCUUUCAAAAACCCUCAAUUUCAAGUCUUCUUCAAUGAUCAUGCUGGAAACGAUUUCAACACCCUCUUUACCUCCCUUCCUUUUGAUCGUGCCUACUUCUCAGCUGGUGUGCCCGGUUCCUUCUAUGGCCGUCUUUUUCCUGAUUCGUCACUCCACUUUAUCCACUCAUCAUAUUCUCUACAAUGGUUGUCUAAGGAGCCUAAGGAGCUACUUAACAAGGAAUCUGAGGCAUGGAAUGGUGGGAGAAUCCACUACACUAGUGCUCCACGAGGUGUUGAGGAUGCUUAUGCUAGGCAGUUUUCUGAAGACAUGGAGCUGUUUUUGGGAGAAAGAGCGAGAGAGCUCGUAGUUGGUGGGAUGAUGGUGCUCAUUAUGCCAUGUAUUCCUGAUGAAACAGUGGCUCAUUCUCAGGUUCCUGCUGGGAUAAUGUUCGACCUCUUGGGUGCUUCCCUAGUGGAUAUGGCUGAAGCUGGAGUCAUAAGCCAAGAGCAAGUAGACUCCUUCAACUUGCCAAUCUACGGCGUUUCACCAAUGGAGAUGCAAUCCUUAGUGAAAAAGAACGGGCGAUUUAGCAUUGAGAGAAUGGAGCUAACUGAUCCAACUUCAGCAAGAAAGAAUAAUGAGGGUGGUUCUAAGACUACAGGUGAUGAUAACACAAUAGCAAAUCACUUGAGAGCUGGAAUGGAAGGAAUUUUUUCUAAACAUUUUGGCGUUGAGAAAAUUGAUGAACUGUUUGAUAGAUUUUCUAAGAAAACCAUUGAGUUUUCUGACAAGUUCAAGUCAAGCAUUAAGCAAGGAACUCAGUUGUUCAUUGUCCUUGUCAAAAAGAAUUAAGCUCCUUUUAUAAUUUCCUUCUAAUUUUUCAAAAAUUGUAGUUUAAAUAUUUUUUAUUUGUUUUUGGCCGCAAAGUUCAAGUAAUUUUUUUUUUUUUUCAAAAGUAUGUUUCUUACUUGUAAUAAUGGGCCAUAAUAUUGGGCCAAUAAACUAAAGGAAAUAGGAAUUGAUUUAGCUAGUUGUGGUAAUUGAUGGUUGGGCCUUUUGGGCUUUGUUCAUUAUUAACGGGUUAUCACGCUUAUGAAAGAGA
Molecule: messenger RNA, 1956 nt
Organism: Chenopodium quinoa (quinoa)
Lineage: Eukaryota; Viridiplantae; Streptophyta; Magnoliopsida; Caryophyllales; Amaranthaceae
Product: probable S-adenosylmethionine-dependent methyltransferase At5g38100
Exons: 3
Coding region: 588-1706 (372 amino acids)
Biological process (GO): methylation
Molecular function (GO): S-adenosylmethionine-dependent methyltransferase activity
Source: RefSeq, a predicted model, not a curated record